AUGGACGGGAAGCACAUGAAACUGAAAGGCAAUACGGAGGCCACGAUGUCGAACUGCGCCUCGCUGCUGAAAAGGAGCCAUGCGGCCAAAGCUGGGUCGGAGCGGGCCACUACGAAGGUGCGGCUCAAGGCGAAGCCUGCCCGGGAAGAGAUCACCGCAAAGUCACUGCAGGCAGAGUUGGACACGCUUCUCGCAGCCGCCGAAAUUGAGGUGGAGCAGGUCAAGUCAGCCCAGGCCGGUGUGCUGAAGGCCCAGACAGCUGCCGAGGCAGAGGCCAAGGCCACGCCAGAGGGCGGUGGCGGAGCGCUAGACAAGGAGCUGAUCAGGUUGGCCACAGAGUUGGAAAGAUCAAGCGAGGAGGCCUCCAAGUCUGUGGCAGGAUGCAUGGCCCGCAUGGAUGGCGCCACAAACAUGAUGCGGAUACGUGGACCAACGGAGGAGCUGAAGGCUUCGGCUGGUGUUCUGCAGAAUCGGGCGCGGACGGUCAAGUCAAGCCUCGAAGAGAUGCUGCAGAAGGCCCGCGCUGCGAAGGCCACCGCGGCUCAGCGCGUCGAGCGCGAAGUGCGGAAAGCUGAAGCCUUGAAGGAGGCCGCGCGCCAGGAAGCCAUCUUCAGGCAGUACGACAAGGACAGCGAUGGGCUGCUCGAUGAGUCCGAGAUUCGAGCCUAUAUCGCUGGCGAGUACACCUUUCAGCUUGCAGAGGAGAAGCUCGCGCAGAUCCUUUCAGCAAGUCCCGACGGCGUUUCGCACGCGGAUUUCGCAAAGCUGAGGUCGCAGAUAAACGACGCCUGGAAUGAGGUCUUGAACAAGCAGAGGAAGGAGAAGAACGACAAGCAGAUGGCGAUGAUCAAGAGGAACUCCGCCGAGAUCCUGUCGGCCCUGAGCGGCGUUGAAAGCGAAGUCGCGAAGGCCGAGGCCCAGGUCCGGAUACUGGGCCCCAUGGUCACGCGUGGCGUGACCAUGCUGGACAUGCUUGGCGAGAGGACUGAGGCGGCGGAGAGUGCUGUCGAUGCUGCAAGAGACUUCUUGGCCGCUGCGAAGGAGCAGGCCUUGGCGUUGGGUGUCGACAGCAACUUCGAGACCGAGGCCAAGCAGAUGGCUGCAGUGGAGGCCAGGAAUCUGCAGAUGAAGGUUACGGCGCUUGAGAAUCGUGUCAACACGGCAGCGCACGUGUCGAAGGCCGCCCGGAGCAAAAUCCAGCUCCAGGAGCGGAAAGCGGCUCUCCUCAGGGAGGCGCCGGAGUUGAGAGCGGAUUGGAUUUAA
Symbiodinium sp. CCMP2456 is the source of this 1263-nucleotide messenger RNA. The record is from the annotation of a GenBank genome assembly. Lineage: Eukaryota; Dinophyceae; Suessiales; Symbiodiniaceae.